Gambusia affinis (western mosquitofish) is the source of this 2359-nucleotide messenger RNA. Its product is annotated as tripartite motif-containing protein 16-like protein. Bases 449 to 2158 code for a protein of 569 amino acids. Lineage: Eukaryota; Metazoa; Chordata; Actinopteri; Cyprinodontiformes; Poeciliidae. The transcript is spliced from 6 exons. Gene Ontology annotation, molecular function: protein binding; zinc ion binding. The record is from RefSeq and is a predicted model, not a curated record.
UUGUUUUGUGUCAAAUAAAAAUGUUCAUAAUAACUUUGUCUUAUUUAGCAUAAUGGCAUUUAGCUCUGCUUUCAUUUAAUGAAAUUCUGAUGCACAGAAUCAAAGGUCCAAGCGAUAACAUUGUCACAGAGGAUAAACACAAUAAAAACAUUUAUUAUCUGCAGCAUUGUUCAUUAAAAUGGCACACUAUUGAUGUGUUAGAGAAAAUAUACACACAUACAUUGCAAAAGGGAAUACAUUCGACAAGUACUUUUACUUUCAAUACUUUAUUUUUAAAAGCAAUUACUGACUUUUGCUCAACUAAAAAUGUUUAUGUGGUACUUUCACUAGGCUACAUGUUUGUCUGUUUAUUUGUAUUUUACAAAGUAAAGUAUUUGAGUACUUUAUCCACCACUGCUGCCUUCAGAAGUCAUAAAUAGCAGGUCUCUUCUCUGUUUGGAGAAGAUUAAUGACAUUCAAAUAUUUCAGUCACACCCUCUUCCACUUUGUAAUAGACCAAUCACGACACACCUCUGAGUCAUUUUUGCAGAAAACGAAACAACGCUUGUGUAACAAAGCGCGCCUUUCCUUCCUCAACACAAACAUGGCAGAGCCUCACAUUCCUGUCAGCAUAAAUCACCUCUCUUGUCCAAUCUGCACAAACCUUCUCAGGAAUCCCACCACCAUCCCCUGUGGACACAACUUCUGCCGGGACUGCAUCCAGGGCCGCUGGGGUGCGAAGCAGAGGGACGUCAGCUGCCCUGAAUGUCGACGGAGGUUUCCCUCCAGACCCUGCUUGAUCAGGAACACGACUCUGGCUGAGAUGGUAAGAGACACGGAGAGGGGUCCGAACAGGAAGAGGAAGGAAGAGGAGUCAGCUGAGGCCCAGCUGAAGAGGGGCCGGAGCAGCGCAGACAUGUCGGGGUUCACUCUGUGUUGGCGCCACAACAAACCUCUGGAUGUUUACUGCUACACAGACUGGGAGAUCGUAUGUGCUGACUGUGCUGCGGCCAGGCACAGCGGACACAGACUUGGGCCGGUGAUGGAAGAGCGAGAAAGGAAACAGAAUGAGCUGAAGAUCUUGCAAACCAAACUGAGGGAGACGCUUCAGGAGCAGCAGAAACAGCAGCAGAACAUGAAGAAGCGGUUUAACCAAAUUGAGAAGGAGGCCAAGAAAACGAAGGACGACUGUGAAACAGUCAUUGUUGAAGUCAUUGAUUGCCUUCAGACACAUUGCCUGUCUGUGAGGAAGCUGGUUGAGGAUCAGGCGAAGGCAGCAGCAGCUCAGAUAAACGUUGCACUUGAGGACCUUGAGAUGAAAAUAGAGGAGAAGAAGAAGAUGCUUGAUGACCUAGAUCUCCUCGCACAAAGUGACAACAGUGUCGUUUUUCUGCAGGAAUGGCCCAGUAUGCAGAGUCAUUGUGAAAAUGUCCUGCUGCUUUCCUGCAAUGAGAGCUCAGAGGACCGACGUUCACAAUUUGACGUUACAAAGAGAGCUAUAGAGCAGAUUGGGAGGAAGCUGGAGGAUUUCUGUCACCAACAAUUUGCUUCAAUUUCUCAAAAUUCUUGGACUGGAGAAGGUUGUAAGGAGAAUGUGGAGCCCACAACUAGAGAAGACUUUCUGCAGUAUGCCUGUGACCUCUCUCUGGACCCCAAAACGGCUCAUAAGGACCUGAUCAUCUCUGCUGGAGACAAACAGGUGACCAGGUUGCCCGGCGACAGAAGCCAAAGCCCAGCUUCACUUCAAGCAGGGAGGUUCAUCCAUCGACACCAGCUGCUCUGCAGGGAGGGCCUGCAGGCCGAGCGGUGCUACUAUGAGGUGGAGCUGGAAGGAGACAAGGCAGAGAUCGCCCUCGCAUACAAAGGGAUAGACAGGAAAAGCAGCACAAAGAAGUCGGCGUUUGGGGCCACUGAAAACUCCUGGAGUCUUGAUGUUUCUCGGUCUUACUCUGUCAGCCACAGGUCAGAAAGCGUCGAGCUCACGCAAGAGCGCAGGGGAAAAAAGAUCGGAGUUUAUCUUGAAUUCAAGGAGGGAACUCUGUCUUUCUAUGAAGUGUCAGACAACAUGAAGUUUCUGUACAAGGUACAGACCCAAUUCACAGAGCCGCUGUAUCCAGGGUUCUGGCUCGACUGUAAAUGCUGCAUCAGGAUCUGUGACUUGAAGCGACACAAGCAGUAGAUGUUCACAAAGAGUCAGACAUUUCAGACCAAAAUGGGAUUUCAGCGGCUCAGGCGUUAUGCUCCGAGUUCAUGAUGGUUUGACAUUUCUUCUUUGUGGAUUUUCAUUUGCUGUAAAAAAAAAAAAUAAUGCACUGAAACCAAUAAUAUCACUUUCUAUUGUUCAGCCUAUUUUCUGUUUUAUUAAAGCGUCUUGUUUUUU